UUCCAGCCGGCCAUAUUGGAGGUUGGGAAAUAAAACAGCUCUAGAAUUAUGUGGGUCUUGGAAAUAACCCAGUGCACUUGAAAAAAACAAAGCCAAACAACAGCAACAAAAACCAGCCACAACAAACACCACAAUCUUCGCCCUACACAAAGGUCCUUGAAAAUGAGCAAGGAGCCUUGGGUUCUCCGGCCCACCUUGUGCCUCACUGGGCUCAGCCUGCUUGUCUCUCUGGCGCCCUGUGGGCUGGGCAUGGAGAUCACGGCACAAUCUACCAUCAGUGCUUUGAAUGGCUCUUCCGUGCGCCUCUCCUGCACCUUCAACUCCUGCUACAAAGUGGAGAACAAACAGUUCUCCCUCAACUGGACUUACCAGGAAUGUGAGAACUGCAGCGAGGAGCUGUUCCUGCAGUUCCGGAUGAAGAUCGUGCACUGGCGGCUGGAUCGCUUCGGGAACAGGGUGGAAUUCACCGGAAACCCCAGCAAGAACGACGUUUCUUUCACCCUCCACCAGGUGCAGCUGGAAGACGAGGGCACCUACAACUGCUACGUGAUGAACCCCCCCGACAGGCACCGGGGCCAUGCCCGCAUCUUCCUGAAGGUGAUCACUGAAGUGCCCCCGGAGCGCGACUCCACGGUGGCUGUUAUCGUGGGGGCCUCAGUGGGGGGCUUCCUGGCCGUGGUGAUCCUGGUGCUGGUAAUCGUCAAGUGCGUGCGGAGGAAAAAGCAGCAGAAACUGAACACAGACGACCAGAAAACGGAGGAGGAAGGGAAGACAGAUGGCGAAGGGAACCCCGAGGAGGGCACCAAGUAACGGCCCCCUCUCCUUCCCCUGUACAGUGUGACCCCUUGUGUGCUUCUCCAGAGAAUGGAUUUCAGACUCCCCAGAAUUG
Molecule: messenger RNA, 889 nt
Organism: Chelonoidis abingdonii (Abingdon island giant tortoise)
Lineage: Eukaryota; Metazoa; Chordata; Testudines; Testudinidae
Gene: SCN2B
Product: sodium voltage-gated channel beta subunit 2
Cellular component (GO): plasma membrane
Source: RefSeq, a predicted model, not a curated record